This is a messenger RNA of Solanum verrucosum, 750 nucleotides long. RefSeq lists its product as uncharacterized. NCBI's taxonomy places the organism in Eukaryota, Viridiplantae, Streptophyta, Magnoliopsida, Solanales, Solanaceae. The record is from RefSeq and is a predicted model, not a curated record. Gene Ontology annotation, molecular function: nucleic acid binding; zinc ion binding. The transcript is spliced from 2 exons. The coding region runs from base 1 to 750 and encodes 249 amino acids.
AUGGAAGAUGAGAAUGUGAAUCAAGGAGCUCUUCCUCAAGCUAAUCAACCUCUGGUUGAUCCUGUGGUUGAGAAUGUGACCCAUGCAGAGUUUAGGUAUAGUAUCCAAAUGUUGUCUCAAGUAGUGACGGCUCAUGCCAAUAGAGAAGAUGUAGCUCCGGUGAAUCCUAAUGUGAAUUCGACUGCUUCUAGGGUUAGGGAUUUUACUCGAAUGAACCCUCCCAAAUUUUAUGGCUCCAAAGUGGAAGAGGAUCCCCAAAGGUCAAAUGGACAAGGUCGACCAAGGUUUAGACAAUGUUUUUCCAACCAAGGCUCAUAUAGUGCUCCAAGGGUCAACAAGGAUAGGGUUUCCAACCCUAAACUUCAAGAAGGUAAUAGUGGUUGUUCUUAUGUGGCUAGGCCUAAUUGUGCAAAGUGUGGAAGAAAGCAUGAUGGUAAGUGCCUAGUUGGCACUGAUGGGUGUUUUAGUUGUGGGAAGAUUGGCCACAAGAUAAGAGAUUGUCCUAUGCUCAAGGUUAAGGGAAGAGAAGAUAAAAAAGCUCCUCCAAGCGGUUCAAACUCCAACGACCCAAAGAAAAAUCGCUUUUAUGCUCUUCAAUCCUCAGGUGACAAAGAGAGCUCCCCAGAUGUGGUGACCGGUAAAAGCUUUCAUAUUGAUGUGUAUGGCUUUUUAGAUCCCAGUGCUACUUUGUCCUUUGUGACACCUUAUGUGGCCAUGAAGUUUGAUAUACUCCCCGAAGUGUUAUUAUAA